Messenger RNA from Malania oleifera, 1270 nucleotides. RefSeq lists its product as uncharacterized. The record is from RefSeq and is a predicted model, not a curated record. The coding region runs from base 302 to 865 and encodes 187 amino acids. Lineage: Eukaryota; Viridiplantae; Streptophyta; Magnoliopsida; Santalales; Ximeniaceae. The transcript has a single exon.
UCUGGUGAGCUAGCACGCCUAGCCAUGGCUCACACACCAACACAGCUAAAUCCCCUAAUCUAAACCCCAAAGCAAUGAUACGACUCUGCAGCUUAUGCCUUAUUGUCUCCCCUGUCCUCCUCCACUGAACCUCGUCUGAUCAUUAGUUAGAGGACUCAUCACUGCUGUCCCAUUUACCCACACAGCUCCAACCAAUAAUUACUCUCUUUGAUUCUCCAAUUCUGUUUCAGUAUUUAAACACAGCCCAGCCCAGCUCAGCCCACCCCACUCACCGAGCUACACAGAAUUGCAGCAGCGAGAAAUGGAGAAGAUAGAGAGAAUGGAAGCACAUGAAGGAAAGAAAGAUAAGGUAUACACAAUUUUGUUCAUGGCAGGAACAGCCCUCCUCAUGUUUGGUUUGAAAAUGUGCCUAGUUGAGCAGUGGAGGGCAUGGGUCUUCCUUACUCUCAACCUUCUCCUCUUGGCGAUUCUCCUCACUUCUGUGCAGUUCAGCUCUGAGGAGGAAAAACAGGAAAGCACCGAGAAGGAGAUCACUGUAGAAUCAAAAAAAGUUAAUGUAGCAAUUAUACAGCAGAGUAGUACUACUGCAACAAAGAAGGCAAGCCAAGAGUGCCAUGAUCGGUCCGAGGAAGCUCGAGAGCCGAAUCUACACUGCGAGUUGGAUGAUUCAAGCAGGGGAGGGAAACAGAGUCAGGUGGAAGAUGAUGAAGAGCAGCAACAGUUUCAGCUGUCGAAGGAGGAGCUCCACGAGAGAGUGGAAGCUUUCAUUGCAAUGUUUAGGAGGCAUUUGGUUUUGGAUGCUCAGAGGGGUAGUGGGCAGGUGUUUUCUUCAACCAGAUCCAGUUAUAAUGUUGUAUGCUGCUAGUAAGAAAAGACUGCAUAUGGCAGAAUUGGGCAGUGUUGAAGAUUUUUGUUUCUGUUUCUGCUUUUUUUGUUAUUGAAAUUUCUAUACACUUGUUGUGGGUCUGUGCCUUUGCUUCUUCCUCAUGGGGCUAGCUAGAACUGAAGUUCUAAUUUUUGGAAUGGACCCAUGACCUCCUCAUGAUCCAAAAUAUAUGUAAACUUACCUUGUCUUGAGCAUACAGAAGCAGCAAUACCCAGAGAAGCAACAACAAUGCUCAAAUGGGAACAAAACAAGUGCAUUCAUUGGAAAGAAAGAUGCGAUUCAAUUCUUUAAAAAGUGGGAGCAUAGUAUUUUAUUUAUUUAUUUAUUUAUUUACUGAAAUAUUGGUCCAAAACAUAUUGCAUGAAGGGAGCUGCUUUGAAUCCA